AUGACGUCUAUGCAUCUCAAUCAGUUGCGGAAAUGGGUCUAUUCCUCCCCGCCAGUUGAAUGGGGCAUGAACCAGGUGCGCGAGCUGCUUAUAGGCGCCGUGAGCCAGGGACCAGUUCCUCAGCACAUCGCAUUCGUCAUGGAUGGGAACCGUCGGUUUGCGCGGAGCCACAAGAUAGAGACUGCGGAAGGACACAACCUGGGCUUCGAGUCUUUAGCUAAGAUCCUGGAAGUUUGCUACAAACUAGGCGUCAAAGUUAUUACAGUCUACGCAUUCAGCAUCGAGAAUUUUAAGAGGUCGAAAUACGAGGUCGAUGCGCUGAUGGACUUGUUCAAGGUCAAGCUGGCACAAAUAUCACAGCAUGGGGAGCUACUGGAUCAGUACGGAGCAAGCAUCAGGAUACUGGGGCAGCGCGACCUGAUCAGGCCCGAUAUACUUGAAGCCUGCAACAAUGCAGUCGAGGUUACACGAGGGAAUGGAGAUGCCAUACUUAAUAUCUGCUUCCCAUAUACCUCCCGUGAUGAGAUCACAACCGCGAUCCGCUCAACAGUUGAUGAGCUAUCCACACCACUCCCCACCCCAAAGCGCCCAUUUUCUGAAAGGCGUAUCGCCCAGAAGCUUCGGUCACGAAACCUGACAUCCUCCUCCUCUUCGCCGCCCCGCCAGGCCUCGCCUACGAGGGUUGAGGUCCCAGGAGCUGGAACCGAACUUGACGACUCCAUUUCCUCGAGCGCGACGCUCCAUCCUGACUCUGUGUCGAGUUCGGAUGUCCCGAAUCCAGAGGAGCCCACGUAUCCGGACCCAGAGAGCAUCACCGCUGCGACGGUCGAGGCACAUCUGUUUACUGCCGGAAACCCGCCCCUGGAUCUCCUGAUCCGGACAAGCGGCGUGAAACGUCUUAGCGAUUUUAUGCUCUGGCAAUGCCACGAAGACACGCAGCUUAGAUUUUUAGACUGCUACUGGCCGGAGUUCAGCCUAAGACACUUCUUGCCCGUGCUUAUUGAAUGGCAGUGGCAGAGGAAGUAUGGUGACGACAAGGAGGGAGGAGCUGUUAAAGCGAGACCGAAGUCAGCAAAGAUGUAUUAA
Molecule: messenger RNA, 1086 nt
Organism: Pseudogymnoascus destructans
Lineage: Eukaryota; Fungi; Ascomycota; Leotiomycetes; Thelebolales; Thelebolaceae
Gene: RER2
Product: cis-prenyltransferase
Exons: 3
Coding region: 1-1086 (361 amino acids)
Cellular component (GO): membrane; lipid droplet; dehydrodolichyl diphosphate synthase complex
Molecular function (GO): ditrans,polycis-polyprenyl diphosphate synthase [(2E,6E)-farnesyl diphosphate specific] activity
Source: RefSeq, a predicted model, not a curated record